Molecule: messenger RNA, 2297 nt
Organism: Myotis davidii
Lineage: Eukaryota; Metazoa; Chordata; Mammalia; Chiroptera; Vespertilionidae
Gene: DTNB
Product: dystrobrevin beta
Exons: 21
Coding region: 74-1954 (626 amino acids)
Biological process (GO): synaptic signaling
Cellular component (GO): synapse; plasma membrane
Molecular function (GO): zinc ion binding
Source: RefSeq, a predicted model, not a curated record
UGACUGAGGGGACGCGCUAGUCCCGUUGCAGCCAGACGUGUAGCGAUGCGGCAUUAGUUACUGUUGCUGUAGGAUGAUUGAGGAAAGUGGGAAUAAGCGGAAGACGAUGGCGGAGAAGAGGCAGCUGUUCAUAGAAAUGCGUGCCCAGAAUUUUGAUGUCAUACGACUAUCAACUUACAGAACAGCUUGCAAAUUACGAUUUGUACAAAAACGAUGCAACCUCCAUCUUGUUGAUAUCUGGAACAUGAUCGAAGCCUUCCGAGACAAUGGCCUUAAUACACUGGACCAUAGCACUGAGAUCAGUGUGUCCCGCCUCGAGACUGUCAUCUCAUCCAUCUACUACCAGCUGAACAAGCGCCUGCCUUCUACUCACCAGAUCAGUGUGGAGCAGUCCAUCAGCCUCCUCCUCAACUUCAUGAUCGCUGCCUACGACAGUGAGGGCCGAGGCAAAAUGACAGUAUUUUCAGUUAAAGCUAUGUUAGCAACUAUGUGUGGUGGAAAAAUGCUGGACAAAUUGAGAUAUGUUUUCUCCCAGAUGUCAGAUUCCAACGGUUUAAUGGUAUUUAGCAAGUUUGACCAGUUUCUGAAGGAAGUGCUGAAGCUCCCAACAGCCGUCUUCGAAGGGCCAUCUUUCGGUUACACCGAGCACUCAGUCCGCACCUGUUUCCCACAGCAGAAAAAGAUCAUGUUAAAUAUGUUUUUAGACACAAUGAUGGCCGACCCUCCUCCCCAGUGCCUUGUCUGGCUACCUCUCAUGCACAGGCUUGCCCAUGUCGAGAAUGUCUUCCACCCCGUGGAGUGCUCCUAUUGCCACUGUGAGAGCAUGAUGGGUUUCCGGUACCGGUGCCAGCAGUGCCACAACUACCAGCUCUGCCAAAACUGCUUUUGGCGUGGUCAUGCCAGCGGUCCGCACAGCAACCAACACCAGAUGAAGGAGCAUUCCUCUUGGAAAUCCCCUGCGAAGAAGCUGGGCCAUGCAAUUAGUAAAUCUUUGGGGUGUGUACCCACCAGAGAACCCCCGCACCCUGUUUUUCCUGAGCAACCUGAGAAACCACUUGACCUUGCAAAUAUCGUCCCUCCUCGCCCUCUGUCCAACAUGAAUGACACCAUGGUCAGCCACAUGUCCUCCGGAGCGCCCACUCCCACCAAGAGGUUACAGUACAGCCAGGACAUACCCAGCCACUUGGCCGAUGAGCACGCGCUGAUAGCCGCCUAUGUGGCCCGUCUUCAGCACUGUGCACGCGUCCUGGACAGUCCCAGCCGACUGGAUGAGGAGCACCGGCUUAUCGCUCGCUAUGCUGCCCGGCUGGCUGCAGAGGCAGGGAACGUGACCCGUCCUCCCACCGACUUGAGCUUUAACUUGGAUGCCAACAAGCAACAAAGACAGCUUAUUGCAGAACUGGAAAACAAGAACAGAGAGAUCCUGCAGGAGAUCCAGCGUCUCCGCCUAGAGCACGAGCAGGCCUCCCAGCCCACCCCUGAGAAGGCCCAGCAGAACCCCACGCUGCUGGCAGAGCUGCGGCUGCUGCGGCAAAGGAAAGACGAGCUGGAGCAGCGGAUGUCGGCUCUGCAGGAGAGCAGGCGGGAGCUGAUGGUUCAGCUGGAGGGGCUCAUGAAGCUACUGAAGGAGGAAGAGCAAAAGCAGGCAGCCCAGGCCACAGGAUCGCCACACACAUCGCCCACUCACGGAGGCAGCCGCCCAAUGCCCAUGCCCGUCCGCUCAACAUCUGCUGGCUCCACGCCCACCCACUGUCCGCAGGAGCCCCUGAGCGGAGGCGGGGGCGACAUGCAGGAGGCCUUUGCACAAGGUACGAGGAGAAACCUCCGCAAUGACCUGCUGGUGGCGGCUGACUCCAUCACCAACACCAUGUCAUCCCUGGUGAAGGAGCUCCACGCAGCAGAGGAAGGUGCAGAGGAAGAAGAGAAGAUGCAGAGUGGGAAAGACAGAGGUUAACGGAGGAGCCGGGGACCGAGAGGAAGCGGCCCCGGAGGCGUGGAGCGAGCUGGCAUCGACCUGAGGAAGGCGGGGUUCUCCCCCAGAGGCGCAUUCCUGUCCGUCUUUCCACUGCACACCUGGAUCCGGCUUGCAGGCUGCCAGAUGUCACCACCCCGCCCGGGAAAGGGGAACCCAGAGCCAGUGGGGAGUGGGAGCCCGCCUGAUGCCCUGCUGGUGGGCGGCCCCCUCGCCCAGUCCUGCAUGAACUAGCAUCUUCGCUCUCCCCUCAGGCAGGGUCUCAUCUCUGCGGGGGGGAGUCUAUGGGGGUUAGAAAGAGAAAAGAAACAGCACAAACCUCCUG